Molecule: messenger RNA, 6637 nt
Organism: Elaeis guineensis (African oil palm)
Lineage: Eukaryota; Viridiplantae; Streptophyta; Magnoliopsida; Arecales; Arecaceae
Source: RefSeq, a predicted model, not a curated record
AUGGCCCACGCCCUUCGGCUCCGAUACGAGCCCGUUUCGCUGCCUUUGGGCCGGCACCGUCCCAUUCCAAAUACGCGAUGCCCCGCUUUCCUUCGCCCUGUCUCCCUCCGAAACUGCUUUCUUGGCGUCAAGCUCCGUUCCUCCGAACGGACCGUCCAUCCAUGGCGCUCCGACGGCCCCGGUCGCUUUCCGAAGCUGAGGGCCUCGUCUCCCUCCAUGUCGUUAUCCCUGGUGCCCGACAAGCACCUCGGCCUCUACGACCCGUCCUUCGACAAAGAUUCUUGCGGCGUUGGCUUCGGCGCCGAGCUGUCCGGCGAGAGUAACCGGAGAACGGUCACGGAUGCGUUGGAGAUGUUGGUCCGGAUGUCGCAUCGCGGCGCGUGCGGCUGCGAGACGAACACCGGUGAUGGGGCCGGCAUCCUUGUCGCGCUUCCGCAUGGGUUCUUCCAGGAGGUCGCCAAGGAUAUCGGGUUUGAAUUGCUACCAGCGGGGGAGUAUGCGGUUGGCAUGUUCUUCUUGCCACAAGAUGAAUGCCGGCGCAAAAAGGCGAAAUAUGAGUUCACUAAGGUUGCAGAGUCCUUGGGGCACGUCAUUGUUGGGUGGCGCUCUGUGCCAACUGAUAAUACAAGUUUGGGAAAUACUGCUUGUCAAACUGAACCUGUCAUUGAACAAGUGUUCCUGACAUCAAGUCCAGGAUCAAGAGCUGAUUUUGAGCAACAGGGCCUAUAUUUGCUAUAAAAUAUGUACAUAUUACGGAGAGCUUCUGUGGCUGCUAUUCGAGAUGCUUUAGACCUGCAACACAGGGAAGUGGGAGACUUCUAUAUGUGCUCUCUGUCUUCAAGGACGAUAGUAUACAAAGGUCAACUGAAGCCUGAUCAGUUGAACGACCACUACUAUGCAGAUCUUGGCAAUGAAAAGUUUACAAGCUACAUGGCCCUGGUUCAUUCUCGAUUCUCUACAAACACCUUUCCUAGCUGGGAUCGUGCUCAACCCAUGCGUGUUCUUGGUCACAAUGGAGAGAUCAACACGCUGCGAGGAAAUAUUAAUUGGAUGAAGGCUCGUGAGGGUCUGUUAAAGUGCCAGAAGCUGGGAUCAUCAAAAGAUGAGAUCAAGAUGCUUCUACCCAUUAUUGAUUCUGAUUCAUCAGAUUCAGGAGCAUUUGAUGUUGUCCCUGAGCUUUUAGUUCGAGCUGGUAGAACCUUGCCAGAAGCAGUAAUGAUGAUGAUUCCAGAGGCUUGGCAGAAUGACAAAAACAUGGAUGCUGAUAGAAGGGCAUUUUAUGAAUAUUUUUCAGCACUUAUGGAGCCAUGGGAUGGACCUGCUUUAAUAUCAUUUACUGAUGGUCGAUACCUUGGAGCAACAUUGGACCGUUAUGGGUUGCGGCCAGGUCGCUUCUACAUCACACAUAGUGGGCGGGUUAUCAUGGCCAGUGAAGUUGGUGUUGUUAAGGUUCCUCCUCAAGAUGUGGCUAGGAAAGGAAGGCUUAACCCUGGAAUGAUGUUCCUGGUUGAUUUUGAAAACCAUACUGUUGUCAGUGAUAAAGAUUUGAAGAAGCAAUACUCACAAGCAAGGCCAUAUGCUGACUGGCUUAAGAGACAGAAGAUACGCCGAGAAGAUAUUGUCAAUUCUGUGCCUGAAACAGAUAGAAUCCCUCCAAGCAUAUCUGGAACAAUUCCAGCAGAUAAAGAUGAUGGUAGCUUUCAAAACCUGGGGAUCCGAGGCCUCUUAGCUCCACUUAAGGCCUUUGGUUAUACAGUUGAAGCAUUGGAGAUGAUGUUGUUGCCGAUGGCAAAAGAUGCCAUCGAAGCUCUUGGGUCAAUGGGGAAUGAUUCUCCAUUGGCUGUGAUGUCAGACAAAGAUAAACUCACAUUUGAGUAUUUUAAACAGAUGUUUGCUCAAGUAACAAACCCACCGAUUGAUCCAAUUCGUGAGAAAAUCGUGACAUCUAUGAGUGAGUGCAUGGUUGGUCCGGAAGGGGAUCUGACUGAGACCACUGAAGAGAAGUGUCACCGCCUCACACUAAAUGGCCUUCUUCUCUCCAUUGAUGAAAUGGAAGCCAUCAAAAAGAUGAACUACAGGGGUUGGCGUAGCAAAGUUCUUGACAUCACCUAUCCUAAAAACUGUGGGCAGGAGGGUUUGGAAGAGACUUUAAAUCGAAUAUGUUCUGAAGCUCGUGGUGCCAUCGAUGAAGGCUAUACAAUCCUGGUACUGUCUGAUAGAGGUUUCUCAGCAAAGCGUGUUGCAGUAAGUUCCCUGCUGGCAGUUGGUGCUGUUCAUCAGUACUUAGUUUCAAUGCAUGAACGCAUACGAAUUGGAUUGGUGUUGGAAUCUGCUGAGCCUCGUGAAGUACAUCAUUUCUGUACGUUGGUUGGAUAUGGUGCUGAUGGUAUAUGCCCAUAUUUGGCCAUAGAAGCUAUUUGGCAUUUGCAAAUUGAUGGGAAGAUCCCUCCUAAAAGAAAUGGUAGGUUUCAUUCACGAGAUGGUCUUGUCAAGCAAUACUUCAAAGCGAGCCACCAUGGAAUAAUGAAAGUUCUUGCAAAGAUGGGGGUAUCAACCCUAGCUUCUUACAAGGGUGCUCAGAUUUUCGAAGCUCUGGGCCUUUCUUCUGAGGUGAUACAGAAGUGUUUUAAUGGCACGCCAAGCAGAGUCGUGGGUGUGACAUUUAAAAUGCUUGCUCAGGAUGCACUACGCCUUCAUGACUUGGCAUUUCCAAGCAGGGUGUUGCAAACUGGAAGUGCUGAGGCUGUGGCACUGCCUAAUCCUGGGGACUAUCAUUGGAGAAAAGGCGGUGAAGUGCACCUCAAUGAUCCUCUUUCUACUGCGAAACUGCAAGAAGCAGCCAGGACAAACAGCGAGGCAGCAUAUAAAGAAUAUUCCAAGCGUAUACAGGAGCUCAAUAAGAAAUGCAAUUUGAGGGGUGUGUUGAAGUUCAAAGAUAGUGGGGCAAAGAUCCCUCUGGAUGAAGUGGAACCUGCCAGUGAGAUUGUGAAACGCUUCUGCACUGGAGCCAUGAGUUAUGGAUCAAUAUCGUUGGAAGCACAUGAGACCGUUGGAAGCACAUGAGACCGUUGGAAGCACAUUGCAAUGAAUGGGAUUGGAGGAAAAUCUAAUACUGGUGAGGGAGGAGAGCAGCCUUCACUUACGGUGCCUCUUCCUGAUAGUUCAGUGAAUCCAAAGAGGAGUGCAAUCAAGCAAGUUGCAAGUGGACGAUUUGGAGUUUCCAUCUUUUAUCUUACUAAUGCUACCGAACUCCAGAUAAAGAUGGCCCAGGGGGCCAAGCCAGGUGAAGGCGGUGAACUUCCAGGCCAUAAGGUUACUGGUGACAUUGCAACCACCCGGCAUUCUACAGCUGGUGUAGGACUCAUCAGCCCUCCUCCGCACCAUGAUAUAUAUUCUAUUGAGGCAUAACAACUAAUUUAUGAUCUCAAGAACUCUAACCCAGUAGCUCGAGUAAGCGUUAAACUGGUCUCUGAAGCUGGUGUUGGAGUGACAGCCAGUGGGGUUGUAAAAGGGGGUGCGGAUCAUGUUCUGAUCUCAGGUCAUGAUGGAGGGACUGGAGCAUCCGGCUGGACUGGCAUUAAGAACGCGGGGCUUCCUUGGGAGCUAGGUUUGGCAGAGACACAUCAAACUCUGGUGGCAAAUGACCUGCGUGGCCGAACUAUUCUUCAGACUGACGGACAGUUAAAAAUUGGAAGAGAUGUUGCAAUUGCUGCUCUACUUGGUGCUGAAGAGUUCGGUUUCAGCACGGCCCCUCUCAUUACCCUGGGUUGCAUCAUGAUGCGGAAGUGCCAUAUGAACACCUGCCCAGUGGGCAUUGCCACUCAAGAUCCUGUUCUUCGUGAAAAAUUUGCUGGAGAACCUGAACACGUUAUAAGCUUUUUCUUCAUGCUGGCAGAAGAGGUGCGUGAGAUCAUGUCUCAUCUGGGAUUUAGAACAGUCAAUGAGAUGGUUGGCCGUGCAGAUAUGUUAGAAGUUGAUGAAGAAGUUGUUGAGGAUAAUGAGAAACUGGAGAGUAUUGACUUGUCAUUACUACUCAAGCCUGCAUCUGAUAUUCAUGCAGGAGCUGCUCAGUAUGGCAGCCAGAAGCAGGAUCAUGGCUUGGACAUGGUUUUAGACCAGACACUAAUCAUCAUCGAGUCACUGAUUCACAAUAUCAAUCGUGCUGUUGGCACCAUGCUGAGUCAUGAAGUUACUAAGAGAUAUCAUAUAAACGGGCUGCCUUCAGAUACAAUACACGUUAAGCUAAAUGGUAGUGCUGGUCAGAGUCUAGGGGCUUUUCUAUGCCCUGGGAUUACCCUUGAGCUUGAAGGUGAUAGUAAUGACUAUGUUGGGAAAGGAUUAUCUGGUGGCAAAAUUGUAGUUUAUCCUCCAAGAGAAAGCAAGUUUGACCCGGGGGAGAACAUUAUUAUUGGUAAUGUUGCCCUAUAUGGAGCAAUAGAGGGAGAGGCAUAUUUCAAUGGAAUGGCAGCUGAGAGGUUUUGUGUACGCAAUUCAGGCGCUCGAGCAGUUGUAGAAGGUGUAGGCGAUCAUGGGUGUGAGUACAUGACAGGUGGUAUUGUUGUUGUACUCGGAAGAACUGGGAGGAAUUUUGCUGCUGGUAUGAGUGGUGGAAUUGCUUAUGUUCUUGAUGUUGAUAACAAAUUUCAAACUAGAUGCAAUUCUGAGUUGGUAGAUCUGGACAAAGUUGAAGAGGAAGAGGAUGUUACAACAUUAAAAAUGAUGAUACAACAACAUCAACAUCACACUAACAGUGUGUUAGCCAGAGAAGUACUCUCUAAUUUUGACAAUCUUCUUCCGAAAUUUGUGAAAGUAUUUCCUCGAGAUUAUAAGAGAGCUCUUCAGAGUCUGAUGGCAGAGAAAGCUGCCAGCGAAGCUAAGGAGCAAGAAGAAGUGGAGUUGAUGGAGAAGGAUGCAUUUGAAGAACCCAAGAAGCUGGCAGCUGCAUCAGUAAAUGGGACAGAAACUAUGACAGUUCCAGAUUCAAAGAGGCCAACUCAAGUUGAUGAUGCUGUUAAGCAUCGAGGAUUUCUUGUAGAGCGGGAGAGCAUUUCAUACAGGGAUCCUAAUGUGAGAAGUAAUGACUGGAAAGAAGUUGCUGUGGAAUCAAAGCCUGGGCCAUUAUUAAAAACACAAUCUGCCCGUUGCAUGGAUUGUGGAACUCCUUUCUGCCAUCAGGCGUACUUUGGGUGCCCUCUUGGGAAUAAGAUACCAGAGUUUAAUGAAUUGGUCCAUCAGGAUAGGUGGCAUGAAGCAUUGGACCGACUUCUUGAGACCAAUAACUUCCCAGAAUUCACUGGUCGAGUCUGUCCUGCUCCAUGUGAAGGAUCUUGUGUGCUUGGCUUCAUCGAGAACCCCAUCUCUAUCAAAAGCAUAGAAUGCUCCAUCAUAGACAAUGCCUUCAAGGAAAGAUGGAUGGUGCCUCGUCCUCCCCUUCACAGAACUGGGAAGAGAGUUGCUAUUAUAGGUAGUGGGCCAGCUGGUUUGGCUGCUGCCGUCCAGCUAAAUAAAACGGGACAUUUAGUCACUGUUUUUGAGCAUCAUGACCGUAUUGGGGGCUUGAUGAUGUAUGGAGUUCCCAAUAUGAAGGCCGACAAGAUCGACAUUGUUCAAUGCCGUGUCAAUUUAAUGCAGCAGGAAGGCAUCAAUUUUGCGGUGAAUGCUCAUGUUGGAAAAGAUCCCCUGUACUCCCUUGACCUCCUCCAGUCAGAGAAUGAUGCGAUUGUUUUGCCUUGUGGAGCAACAAAACCAAGGGAUCUGCCUAUUCCUGGGCGUGAGCUCUCAGGAAUUCAUUUUGCAAUGGAAUUUCUGCAUGCGAAUACCAAAAGCUUGCUUGAUAGCAAUCUACAGGAUGGUAAAUACAUAUCUGCCAAAGGAAAGAAGGUGGUUGUCAUAGGUGGUGGGGAUACAGGAACAGACUGCAUGGGGACAUCCAUACGGCAUGGUUGUACGGGCAUUAUCAGUCUAGAACUCCUUCCUCAGCCACCUCGAACAAGAGCUCCAGGCAACUCAUGGCCUCAGUGGCCUCACAUUUUUCGUAUUGAUUAUGGUCACCACGAAGCAGCUGCCAAGUUUGGAAAAGACCCAAGAUUUUAUGAAGUCCUGACCAAGAGAUUUAUAGGAGAUGAAAAGGGAAGUGUUAAGGCACUGGAGGUGGUUCAUUUGCAUUGGGUUAAGGAUGCUAGUGGGAGGUUCCAAUUCGAGGAAAUCAAGGGGUCAGAAGAAAUAAUUGAAGCUGAUCUGGUGCUCUUAGCCGUGGGAUUUCUUGGUCCAGAAUCCACCAGCUGGGUUUGGAGAGGGACAGCCGAUCCAAUUUCAAAGCAGAGUAUGGGCGAUUCUCUACUAAUAUUGAUGGAGUCUUUGCUGCUGGAGACUGCCGACGUGGCCAAUCACUUGCUGUUUGGGCGAUCUCUGAGGGCCGGCAAGCAGCAUCUCAGGUGGAUAAAUAUUUGAUGAAACAAGAGACCACAAACACACAAUAGCUGGAUAAAGGUGAUGUCUGUAGUUUAGUUCCUAGUGUAACAUAAUUGUCUAGGUUUGGAAUUAAUUUGUUUCGGGAAUUUGCCUCCGUUUAAUGUCUUUAUUCUUUUGUUAUUAGUUUUACUCGUUUAAUUUAAUUAUUUUUAUGGGGCUGAAUUGU